AUGGACAAGAGAAUCCUAGGCGCUCCCACAUUGGCCGUAUUGGGCUCCACAGAGAACCAAAACGGUGGGACCGCUGCGUUGCAUCAAUAUAGGAGUGAUGUGCACUGGGUGAUGGGCAAAUGCCAAACACCCAACCUGUUAACGGCCCAUGUAUCAGUGGAUCUGCGGGGCCAGAAUGAGCCUCAACAAGCCUCAGGUUGGUGUGGGAAACAGGAGGGCGCGGGCGUGGGUCCGAAGUGGACCGAGAUGAAUGAAUCGAAUGGUUUUCAGCGCCAGAACCAGAAAGGAACAUUUAAGCGUGUUCGUUAA
This is a messenger RNA of Penicillium macrosclerotiorum, 309 nucleotides long. RefSeq lists its product as uncharacterized. The transcript has a single exon. Lineage: Eukaryota; Fungi; Ascomycota; Eurotiomycetes; Eurotiales; Aspergillaceae. The coding region runs from base 1 to 309 and encodes 102 amino acids. The record is from RefSeq and is a predicted model, not a curated record.